CUCUAACAGUCGGUCAGGACACAGUGGUUUUAUCUGGACAGACUCUCAGUUACUCGCAGAUAUAAAGAUUGAGAUCGAAUAGAAGAAAAUGAAGACCCUCAUUCUCAUGUUCCUCCUGGGAAUAGGCGGAGUGACGGCAGUGCCUCACUCUCUGAAGUAUUUCUACACUGCAUCUUCUGGAAUCCCCAGCUUCCCAGAAUAUGUGUCUGUUGGUUUGGUUGACGAUGUUCAGAUUAGUCACUGUGACAGCAUCACCAACAGAAACGUACCCAAACAGGAUUGGAUGAAAGAAGCCAAAGCAGAGGAUCCACAGUACUGGAAGAGGAACACUGAAGUCUGUGUGGGUAACCAGCAGUCCUUCAAAGCCAACAUUGAAAUAGCAAAGCAGCGCUUCAACCAAACUGGAGGUGUUCACGUUUUCCAGAACAUGUAUGGCUGUGAAUGGGAUGAUGAGACAGACAAGGUUAAUGGAUAUGAUCAGUAUGGUUAUGAUGGAGAAGACUUCAUAUCAUUGGACCUGAAGACAGAGACCUGGAUUGCUCCAAACCAACAGGCUGUCAUCACCAAGCACAAGUGGGACAAUAACAAAGCUUGGAUUGCACAGGAUAAGAACUACCUCACCCAGGAGUGCCGUGAUUGGGUGAAGAAGUAUGUGAACUAUGCGAGGAGCUCUCUGAUGAGAAAAGAUCUUCCAUCAGUGUCUCUCCUCCAGAAGACUCCCUCCUCUCAGGUCACCUGCCACGCUACAGGUUUCUACCCUGACAGAGCCGACUUGUUCUGGAGGAAAGAUGGAGAGGAGCUUCAUGAGGACGUGGACAAAGGAGAGAUCCUCCCCAACCAUGAUGGAACCUUCCAGAUGAGUGUUGACCUGAAGAUUUCAUCAAUCACUCCUGAAGACUGGAAGAAGUACGACUGUGUGUUUCAGCUGUCUGGUGUCAAAGACGACAUCAUCACCAAACUGAAGAAAUCAGUGAUCAAAACCAAUGAGGGGAAUUCUCUCACCAUGAUGAUCAUCCCCAUCGUUGCCGCUGUGGUUGUUCUUGCUGUCAUCGCUGUGGUUGGAUUCAUUGUUUACAAGAAGAAGAAUGACAAGCGUCCUCCAUCUCCUGUAGAGAACAAAGAGGUCCAGGAAGAAAUGCUUCCAAAAGCCUGAAUGACAAACAAAACCCUGCACACAGUUCAUGGAUAAAUUUUGCACUGAAACAAGGAGCAGUGUUCCACAUCCUCCUCCAUAAACUAGAAAUUCAUUGGAUGAUCUUCAUUAUUAUCAUAAACUGGUGGAAGAAGUGUUGGGGAUUGAGUUAGAAAUACUUUGUUUCAAAUUUAAAGGAAAUAAAAUUUACAAAAAGGAGUCAUCAAACAAAAUGAAGUUAAGUUGUUUGAGCAUUUAGUUCCUAAUUAAAAAAAUGGAAUUUCCUCUGAUAAAACAUGAAUAUUUGCAGGGAAUUAAAAUAUACUCAUUAUAUAAAAAUCACUGAAAGUAUCUCAGUGUUCUUCAUACAAUGAAUUAGAGAAUUGCCUCGUCAUCUGAAACACAUUUAUCAUAUUUACAGUUAAAUAGUUCUGGUUUUGGAGUUUUCCUGUAAAUCAGUUAAACAAUGAUCAAUAUUGAUAAUACUGAUGUAGAUAUACAUAUUUAGACACAGACACAUAUUACAUGCAGUUCCCUUUUCAUAGACGUAUCCUCUGAGGGUCUGGUGAUAUAAUGACAUAAACAUUAAGAUAAAAUGCUGCAAAUCAACCAGCAGCUUCCAGAAACAUGUAAAGUGCAGAGUUUCAACAUCGUGCAGUUGUCAGUGUAGCUGGUCUUUCUGUGUUCCUGCUGGAGAUAAAGUGAACCUCGUCUCUGGAUGCUGGGACUGACUCCAGUCCUCUCAGUGGACAAACAGGACAGGAAACUGAUGGAGGCAGUUUUUCAUCACUCUGGUGAUGAUCUGGAUUUAUCAGUAAUCUGUUACAAACACAUUUACAUCUGGUUCCUGCUACAUCAUUAAAAUAUGUCAAUGCAAUUUCAGAAUAAUAUAUAAGUAAAAUAAAAUUGACAUAUUCGAGGGAGCUGUACCAGUGUUUCCCAACCCUCUACACACAGACACAAGCAUCAGUUCAGAUUUUAGUUUCCAGUUGUGUAUAUACUGUGUGUAAAGAUCUUUCUUUGAUUCCAACCAGGCUUAAGAAGUUUUAAUAUGUCUUUGAAAUUAUUCUUGAGUGUUUUUGUUUCUUUUGCUAUAUCUAUUGUGUGAUCUUAAGUUUGAGAUUAUAUUUUAAUUAAGAUUCUUAAGGGUAGUGUGAUAGAUUCUGUUUCAGCACACUGGUAAAUGUUCUUGAAAAUAUUUCUUUCUAGUACUUAGAGACAAGAUAAUUUUUGUAAACUGAGAUUAUAUAGUGAUGCUUAAAUCAAUUCUUGGGUUUAUUAGAUAAUUAAGUUGUAUUGCUGUUUCAUUCCUUUUGUACUUUUGCUUCGCUCUUCAAUAAAGUCCUUAAUAAUCCAAAA
Molecule: messenger RNA, 2491 nt
Organism: Amphiprion ocellaris (clown anemonefish)
Lineage: Eukaryota; Metazoa; Chordata; Actinopteri; Pomacentridae
Product: H-2 class I histocompatibility antigen, Q9 alpha chain
Exons: 8
Coding region: 89-1153 (354 amino acids)
Biological process (GO): immune response
Cellular component (GO): external side of plasma membrane
Source: RefSeq, a predicted model, not a curated record